GUAAACACUCGUGCAACAGCCAUGGCGACCGAAUCGUACAAAGAUACACUCUUACCUCUCCUUCUCGAGGCUUCGGUCCUGUCAUUCGGCACGUAUACCCUCAAAUCCGGCAGAGUAUCGCCUUAUUUCUUCACAUCCUCCCUCCUCCACACGUCCACCCUGCUGGGUGCGCUCGCCCGUUCCUAUGCCUCAGUGUUGACCUCUCCUCCAUUCUCACUCCUACUCGGGAAAGAUGAAGCCGGUUCAGACUCAAAGGUCCCGUAUUCUCCUCAAUUUGACAUUCUAUUCGGUCCAGCCUACAAGGGAAUCCCACUGAGUGCGAUCGUGACGCGAGAACUAGAGUUCAGCGGGAAGCAAUUCGCAGGAGUGUCCUACGCAUUCAAUAGAAAGGAGGCAAAAGAUCACGGAGAGGGGGGCACAAUCGUGGGGGCACCACUCAAGGGCAAGCGUGUGGUGAUCCUCGACGAUGUCAUGACGGCGGGAACUGCGAUGCGAGAGGCGGUAUCGAUCAUCAAGGCACAAGGUGGAAUAGUCGUCGGAGUGGUUCUCCUUUUGACCAGACAAGAGAGAGUGAGUGACAGUGAACCGAGGAGUGCCAUGAAAGUCGCAGAGGACGAACUGGGCAUUCCGGUUCGCGCCGUGCUCAAGUUCGAGGACCUGAUCGAGGCCAUCGAGGCUGGACAACUACAAGGUGCUGGCCCUGAACAACUCGAACAGAUGAAGAUCUACCGCGAGAAAUACGGUAGUAAGGAUUGAGCAAACUAUCAAGAAUUAUUGACAACCCUCGGGCUUGAUGCGCGCGCAACUGGAGAAAAGAGGGAGCGGCCAACUGUCGGUUGAUCAAACCUCGAGCGUGAUUGCAUAUCUACUGAGGACAACAAGCGCAUGUUCGAUGCAAAGUCGUCACUAUGCCUGGCCUCAAUGUGUUCUCAUUAGCAAUGCACCAAUGCUGAGAAAUCAACAGCGCAGACCCAGUUGUGAAACAACGCGCCCCAAUCAAGAAUGCUCAUACCAGGUCUCAAAACAGUCCUUGAGGAUUGUUAUUCUGACAGUGCAGAAAGUAUGAAGAAGGGAUUUUCUGACCUUGCAUAACCACGAGGCGCGCUUUCUGACUGGUUUUUCUGACAUGAAUUCUGACAUUGCGGGUGGACUUCUGAUUGGCACCAAACGGACGUUUCGGCCGAAUUCUCUAGAUUUGUCCCAGUACGGAGUGCUUGCUUGCUACUUGUGCAUUGUGUAUGCUCUUCUCUGAUAUAGAUCCACCACUUGACAUUUG
Messenger RNA from Exophiala oligosperma, 1276 nucleotides. RefSeq names its product orotate phosphoribosyltransferase. Gene Ontology annotation, molecular function: orotate phosphoribosyltransferase activity. Gene Ontology annotation, biological process: pyrimidine nucleotide biosynthetic process; pyrimidine ribonucleoside biosynthetic process; 'de novo' pyrimidine nucleobase biosynthetic process. Lineage: Eukaryota; Fungi; Ascomycota; Eurotiomycetes; Chaetothyriales; Herpotrichiellaceae. The record is from RefSeq and is a predicted model, not a curated record. The transcript has a single exon. Bases 22 to 756 code for a protein of 244 amino acids. Gene Ontology annotation, cellular component: cytoplasm.